AUGUCUCGAAGCACGACACUGACCGAGAAUACUCCCGUGGCAUCUAGCCGCAGCUCCAGAACAUUGGAGGAGGGAAAGUAUCAUGACGGAGCACCCAGCAAUCGCUCUCAGAUGUUCGGUUCCGUCCGAGACUACCUCGAGCAGGAACUCGUGGCCAAAUACAUGGGAGCCGUCAUCUUACUCUGCUUCUUCGUCUCCGGCCUCAUCGAUGCCGUCGCAUUCAACUCAUGGAAUUGCUUCGUUGGCAUGCAAACAGGCAACACGAUUUUCGCCGCGCUCGGCCUCUCCGGACAACCAGAAGCCACCCACAACCGCCAGUACUACAAGUCCCUUCUCGCCAUCGCCGCUUUCUGCUUGGGCACGCUGUUCUUCAACUUCCUCCACCGUCGUCCAACCAACUUCCACUCCCUGCCCGCCUCCCGCCGUCGUUGGAUUCUCGUCACAUCCUUCUGCAUACAGACAAUCAUGGUUGCUACAGCCGCCAGCCUCGUCACGGCACAUCUCGUGUCCAAUAGGCCGUACAUCAGUGGCGUCUUCUCCUCGGGAAGUCAGAAGGAUGAGCCGCAUAUCAGAUCGAGGAUGAUCUGGCUAGACCUUUGUCCCAUUGCUUUACUAGCAUUCGGCGCCGCCGGUCAGGUCACGUUGAGUCGUGUGCUAGGGUUGAUGGAGCUGCCCACUACGGUAUUGAGUGCGCUUUUCCAUGACUUCACGGCCGAUCUCUACAACCUGAAGUGGGCGUGGGAUAAGAGCAUGUCAGUCAAGGGUUUCUUCUUGGUUGAGGAGAGAAGACAGCUGACGCGACUGAACUCCAUCGUUGCAUUGUUCUUGGGCGGGUAUGUUGGUGGGCGGAUGUACAAAAGUCCCAUGGGAAUGGCGGGUGCCCUCUGGUUUGCGGUGGGCAUCAAAUUCUGUAUCACGGUCGCCUUUCUGCUGUGGAAGAAGGAGACAGCUGUAGCUGAGCAGGAAGAGACGGAGAUGCCGCAACGUGGGGGACCAGAGACUCUGCCAAAGUGA
Messenger RNA from Cyphellophora attinorum, 1014 nucleotides. RefSeq lists its product as uncharacterized. The transcript has 2 exons. The record is from RefSeq and is a predicted model, not a curated record. Lineage: Eukaryota; Fungi; Ascomycota; Eurotiomycetes; Chaetothyriales; Cyphellophoraceae. The coding region runs from base 1 to 1014 and encodes 337 amino acids.